Messenger RNA from Ceratotherium simum simum (southern white rhinoceros), 733 nucleotides. RefSeq names its product fatty acid binding protein 3 (gene FABP3). NCBI's taxonomy places the organism in Eukaryota, Metazoa, Chordata, Mammalia, Perissodactyla, Rhinocerotidae. Gene Ontology annotation, molecular function: lipid binding. The record is from RefSeq and is a predicted model, not a curated record.
AAGGGCUAUUUAAAGCGGCGCGGGCUGGGAGCUGUGGGUCUCUGAGUGCUUGCACGUCUGCUCUGUAGUCUCUUAUUUCUCAGCCUAGCCCAGCCUCACCAUGGUGGACGUUUUCGUGGGCACCUGGAAGCUAGUGGACAGCAAAAAUUUCGAUGACUACAUGAAGUCAAUCGGUGUGGGUUUUGCUACCAGGCAGGUAGCCAACAUGACCAAGCCUACCACAAUCAUCGAAAUAAAUGGGGACACUAUCACCAUAAAAACACACAGCACCUUCAAGAACACAGAGAUCAGCUUCAAGCUGGGGGUAGAGUUCGACGAGACAACGGCAGAUGACAGGAAGGUCAAGUCCAUUGUGACGCUGGAUGGAGGCAAACUUGUCCAUGUGCAGAAGUGGAACGGGCAAGAGACAACACUUAUGCGGGAGCUAAUUGAUGGAAAACUCAUCCUGACACUCACCCAUGGCAGUGUAGUUAGCACUCGCACUUACGAGAAAGGGGCGUGACCUGCCUACUCCUUCACUGACUGCACCUCUGCCAACUGGCUACCUGUGGACUCAGCACCAGAUUGCCUCAUUUUUUCCUCUGGCAUUUUGUAUAAACCCACCUUGGUUGGGGGAAUUCUUCUGGACUCAGGUGGCACCAGCCUGGAUCCAGUUCCGGUUCCCAUUGUGUAUGUUUGUUUUUUAACUGCAUGCAAAGUGUGCUCUGAAGUCAAUAAAGCAGAGCUAAGACCA